AUGAAAUUUAUCGUCCUCAUCUUGGGUUUUCUGGUUUUGGGUAUAACAGCACCACCACCGAACAGGCAACAAGCUCAGGAACAACAACAACAAGCACAACAAAAUGAACCACAAAAGCCGGUAAGCUUUUAUAAUCGGAUUUGAAAUGUUUAUAUUUGUAUUGUUUAUUUUAGAUGUACGAAUUUGCUUACUCGAAAUACCUCGAACAAGUUAUUAAAGUGCUGGAAAGUGAUCCAAAGUUUCAAGAACGAGUUAAAGGAAUGAGCGAGAACGACAUAAAGGUAAGCUAUGAUGUUAAGAUACAGUUUUUUUGUUUAGGAAGGAAAGAUUGCUGAUCAUAUUGAUGAUUUGAGCCCAGAAGUUUUCAAUGAGCUCACAAAAGCCAAGUUACAAGAAAUAGAAAGGCUACGAGAACAAAUUAAUGAAGAUAUUAAAAUACAUGGUGACCCAAGCAAGAUUCCAGUACCUGAACACAUUGAUGUAUACAACUGGGAAAAGUUUCAUAAGGAAGAUUUAAGGAAAUUGAUUCAGAAGGUAUGUUUUGUUGUUUUAGGUAAUAAGUUUUUUCUUAUUUUAAGUAACAUUUUUAAUUUUUUACGUCAUUUUCGACUUACCGUGUUAAUGAAUGCUUAUUUUUAGACUGUGUCACACAUGGAGGAAAUUGACAAGCAGAGAAAGGAAAAGUUCAAGGAAUAUGAAAUGCAAAAGAAAGCUGAAGAAGAUCAUAAGUUGGCUAAGCUUCCUCCAGAUCAAAGAGCCCAAGAAAAACAGAAACUUGACGAAUCUCAUAAAAGACACAAUGAGCACGACAAGCUGAAACAUCCAGGAGGUCGUGAACAACUCGAAGAAGUUUGGGAGGAAACUGAUCACGUUUGUUUUUUAAAACUUUUUAGUACGAAGUAUUUUUGAAGUUGCAAAGCCUUAUAUUUUAAAUUGAAAUGUAAAAUUAUGUUAGUAUAUGUUUUAGAUGGAGAAGGACAACUUCGAUCCACGAACUUUCUUCGCGCUUCAUGAUCUAAAUGGCGAUGGAUACUGGAAUGACGACGAAUUGGAAGCUUUGUUUCAAAUUGAAUUGUCAAAGCUUUACAACGAGACAGAUCCAGAUGAUGAUCCAAAAGAGAGGUUAGUUUUUUUAAAAUUUUUUUCUGUUGUCAUAACGUAAUGGUUAUUCUAAAAGAUUGAGAUCUUUUCCAAUUUUUUAGAGUAGAAGAAAUGUACAGAAUGCGAGAGCACGUUGUAAAGCAGAUGGACAAGAACAACGACCGCUUGAUCGCGCUGCAAGAGUUUCUACAGGAUAGCGAAGCUACUGUCGAUGACAACAAAGAUGAAGGAUGGAAGGACCUAGGUGAACAAGAAGUGUACACGGAAGAGGAGUUGAAGAAGUUUGAGGAAGAAUACGCAAAGGAACAAGGUUGGGGUGAGCACGCCUAUGACCCGUAUGACCCUCCUAAUUUAGAUAGAACCACGCCAGGAGGAGUACAAGGACAACAGGUAAGACAAGGCGUUGGUUUGCUGAGUGCGCUCGUUAUUUUACAUUCACUGUCAUCAUUUUCUGCCAAGUUUUUUAAGCACGCUUAGAAUUUUAAAUUUAAAAAACUUUUUUAUACUAAGGUUGUGCUGUGUUUGAUUUAUUCCUAAUUCCUAUGUGUGUUUGCCGUAAAAUGACUGUAAAAGAAUAACGAGCGUAUAAUGUUAUCUUCUUAGCCAAUCCAACCGGUAAACUCACAACAACAAUCCCAUGUCAACCCUCCGCCAGUUCAACAACAAGCUGAGCAAGUUCAUCCUCAACAAGUCAAUCCACAAGGAAACCAGGUCCCACCUCAAGUUCACAAAGUCCCUAAAGCCGUCGAUCCUCAAUACGGGAUAUAA
Bursaphelenchus okinawaensis is the source of this 1869-nucleotide messenger RNA. The record is from the annotation of a GenBank genome assembly. NCBI's taxonomy places the organism in Eukaryota, Metazoa, Nematoda, Chromadorea, Rhabditida, Aphelenchoididae.